UUCUAACUUUCAUUCUCUCAAGCAAAUUUGGGAGGCAAAGGCAAAUUAUUUUUUUUAUUUUUUAUUUUUAAAUGUUUUCACUGAUGCAAUCAUAUCCAAAAAUAUUCCAAUUGACUUACUUGACGCCAUUGAAAUCUAAUUUUUUACAUUUUUUGAAUCUUCAACAAGCUCCAAGGAUUCAUUUUUACUAUAAAACUCCAGCUCCGUUCAGGUACUUUGCAGCAUCAAAGAUGGAGAAAAAGCAAUGGCAGAAGCAUUUCUUCCCUCUCCUUUUAACAAUCUUCUUCUUCUCUACGUUUCCUUACAAAACCUCUCUUGCAUUACAAGACGAUUACAUUCGACAGCCUCCUGGAAAAGUUGUCGUGACUCCACAUCACCGUUCCCAAUCAGACCCUCAACAGGUACAUAUUUCUCUUGUAGGCAAAGAUUACAUGAGAAUCACUUGGAUUACAGAGGAUAAAGGUGUGCCAUCAAAGGUAGACUAUGGGAAGAUUUCCGGAAAAUAUAAUGCCAUGGCCGAAGGAGAGCAUACUUCGUAUCAUUACUUCUUUUACAGUUCCGGGAAGAUACAUCAUGUUACGAUUGGACCCUUGGAGCCAGGAACAACUUAUUACUAUAGGUGUGGUGGCCAUGGCCCUGAAUUUUCCUUCAAGACACCUCCACCAACUUUUCCGAUUGAAUUUGUUGUGGUUGGCGAUCUUGGACAGACAGAAUGGACUGCAUCAACUUUAGCACAUGUUGAUAGCAAGGACUACGAUGUAUUCCUGUUACCAGGUGACCUAUCUUAUGCAGAUGCACAACAACCGCUAUGGGACUCAUUUGGCCGCCUGGUCGAGCCAUAUGCUAGCCGCCGUCCCUGGAUGGUCACGGAAGGGAACCAUGAGAUCGAGAUUUUCCCAAUAAUCUACCCUCAUGGUUUCCAAGCCUACAAUGCUCGUUGGCUAAUGCCAUAUGAAGAAAGUGGAUCGACUUCAAAUUUGUAUUAUUCAUUUGAUGUCGCUGGUUCCCAUAUAAUAAUGUUAGGGUCUUACACCGAUUUUGAUGAGAAUUCAGACCAAUACAAGUGGCUUGAAGCUGAUUUGGCUAAGGUUGAUAGGGAGAAGACGCCAUGGGUUAUAAUGCUUUUGCAUGCACCAUGGUAUAAUACUAACUCGGCUCAUAAAGGAGAAGGAGAAAGCAUGAGAAAAGCUAUGGAAGAUUUGUUGUAUGAGGCAAGAGUUGAUGUUGUUUUUGCUGGCCAUGUUCAUGCAUAUGAACGAUUUACUAGGAUUUACAACAAGAAGGCUGACCCAUGUGGGCCGAUCUAUAUAACCAUUGGUGAUGGAGGGAACCGAGAAGGACUUGCACUCACGUUUGAGAAUCCUCCUUCAGAACUUUCGCUUUACAGGGAGCCAAGCUUUGGACAUGGUCGGUUAAGGGUGAUAGACGAAACGAGAGCACACUGGUCAUGGCACCGCAACAAUGAUUCUGAUGCAUAUGUUGCGGACGAGGUUUGGCUAGAAAGUUUAACCACAAGCGAAUCAUGUUGGACAAAUACAGAAGACAGAUCAGAUGAUUCAAAGGUUAACAAAGAUGAGCUAUAAUCUAAGAUUAGAUUUGAUAAUUCCUAUAUUCGUGUCAUGUAAAAUAUUAAA
This is a messenger RNA of Durio zibethinus, 1634 nucleotides long. RefSeq names its product purple acid phosphatase 22-like. The record is from RefSeq and is a predicted model, not a curated record. Gene Ontology annotation, molecular function: metal ion binding; protein binding; acid phosphatase activity. Lineage: Eukaryota; Viridiplantae; Streptophyta; Magnoliopsida; Malvales; Malvaceae.